Phaeodactylum tricornutum CCAP 1055/1 is the source of this 1232-nucleotide messenger RNA. RefSeq lists its product with no specific name. The record is from RefSeq and is a predicted model, not a curated record. Bases 150 to 908 code for a protein of 252 amino acids. Lineage: Eukaryota; Bacillariophyta; Bacillariophyceae; Surirellales; Neidiaceae. The transcript has a single exon.
ACAAAACCCACACCAAACUAAAUCUUGUUUCCUUGACAGAUGCCGCUGGCUCACCCUUUGUAGAGGUGUUCACAUCAUCCUCCCGACAUUGUCCCGACGAACGAACAAGCCGGAGAAUCUACACGUACACCCACGGCUUCCCCUGCACUAUGGAUCUCUCGAUGCGGUUCAACAAUGCCGGAGUUCGCAUGCUGGACGCUGGUCAACAGGUCAUCGCUAUGGACCUUUUUCGCGGAGCGCUCGAGUCCAAGCUUGCGUACGAACGAACGCACCGACCGGAACGACCCGACUACAUUGCUUCCACCAAACGCUGCGUGACACCGGACUGCGUCACUACCGCCGAAGAGCAUCUGGUCAACGAAGACAAGUAUGUACACCACGAACCAGUAGCCUUUUCCUUGGCGACACCGAUGGUAACAGAAGACAACUUCCUUCCUGGAAAGGGCAAUGUACCAAAGACCCCCCCUGCAUUGUUUGAAUCCGAACCAGAGAAUCCGACGUUGAUAAGGCAGAGUGGUGAUUAUCUUUUAGUGGCCAAGCCCUUUGCGCUCCCGCUCAGCGACUGCUCCCGAACGUCCACGCAGAAACGAUCCGCAAUCAUCGUCUUCAAUCUAGGCCUCGUCAAUCAGCUCGCGGAUGCUAGUUCUUCCAAAGCAGCCGCCUUUUACGAAAUAUCCGCAUCCUUGCUCGCCAACGAGCUUUACUUCCCCCAUUCUAAUCUAUUGCGGAUCGCUAUAUUGAACAAUUUUGCCGUAUGGAGCCACGGCUACGGAGACGAACAAUCGAAGAGAGCCAGUUAUGAGCUUCUGAUAAAUGCCUUGGCCGAGAGCUCCAGUUCUCUCGAUCAGACCGUCCGAAAGGCAGUGCAAGUUAAUAUGGAGCGGUUUCGCGAAGGGAAUACUCGGUAAGUUGUAUCAAUAAAUCUGGUGGAAGUUCUCUGUCAGAGCUACCUACAUUUUUGCAGAGCGUGCUUUUUUUGGACUUCCCUGUAGCGCUUCCCUAUUGUACAGAUGACUCUCUCUAGGAAGGGCAAGAGUUGAAUAGGCUGGACUGCGUCGUCUAAUUAUGUACCAAUAUCGUUUAUCCAAUCGUACCAAAUCAUGGAAUAAAGCCGAUUCAAGUAGUUGCAGGUAUUGCGCCAUGGAUCAUUCUGCAAUUUGCUACACUCACUGUCAACUUGGCUUCAUUUAAAAGUAACUGAUGUUUCUCUAUGGGUCAGUUGGACCAUGAUA